This is a messenger RNA of Paramecium tetraurelia, 702 nucleotides long. RefSeq lists its product as uncharacterized. Lineage: Eukaryota; Ciliophora; Oligohymenophorea; Peniculida; Parameciidae. The record is from RefSeq and is a predicted model, not a curated record. The transcript is spliced from 2 exons.
AUGUCCCAUUAAUUAGGUGUAAUAUAAGAAACAUAUCAAGAUGACUUAUAAGAAUUGAUUUUGAAGCUGUAAACUUAAAACCAACUUAUCGAUAAGAGGGGACCAGUUUUAAGAAAGAGAUAAGAUCUUCUUUUGGGAGCUCUUAAAGAUUGUCGAGAGGGAGAAUUGAAAUUAUGCGAUUCGAAAAUAUCAUGCAGCACUGCUUUGUUUACAUCAAUGUAUGAUGAUACAGAUCAAAUCCAGAAGCUGUAGGAUGAGUUGGCUCAAAAGGAUUAGUAAAUUUAGGAAUUAAAGGAUUAAGUAGAGACACUAUAGCAAAAAAUUCACAGAAUAUAAAUGUGCAAUGAUGAGAUGCAAUUCGAAUUACAGAAAUAACAUUAGUAAUAAUAAGCAUUUUAAAGGGGAAGCAAAUUAAGUUAAUCUAUGAUUGUCCCUCCCUUAAUAUCUUCGACUGAAAAAGCACAAGCCACUAUCAACAAAUUCGUAUAACCAAUGUCAACAAAUUCAUUUAAAUCAACUGAUAGCAACGGACCUAAUUCAAAAGAAGAUAUGAGAAAAAUGAUAAGAAGGAUAUCAUAAUAAGCAUCAGCUUCAGCUUACAUAUUAGCUGCCAAAGGAGACUAUACGACCUUGGCUGCCGCUUAAGAAGAAAUAUAAAGUUAGAAAAGUGCAGGAUCCUAAAAAUCUCUGUCUAAUAAAUGA